Molecule: messenger RNA, 2381 nt
Organism: Pygocentrus nattereri (red-bellied piranha)
Lineage: Eukaryota; Metazoa; Chordata; Actinopteri; Characiformes; Serrasalmidae
Product: protein FAM104A-like
Exons: 4
Coding region: 250-657 (135 amino acids)
Source: RefSeq, a predicted model, not a curated record
CGGCUGAAACGUCACGUAAACAGCAGCAGAUGGAAAAGGGUUCCUGCUAACUUAAUACAGUCCAGUGUAGAGACAAUGCUGGCUGUCAGGAGUGAGUUACUCAGUCCACCUGCGUCUGAGACGUUCAGUUGAGUGAUGUCUAACUGUUUGAGGGAAAACUAAGAAAAGCUGUUGGAGCCUGGUGGAUCCACUAGAAGACGCACGAGUCUGGGCACAGAGCCCCCUCCCUUCCUAGUGUCUGCCUACCAAAUGCACAGCUUCCCGAUGCUGACAGAAAGCAGAAAACGGCGUCACAGCUGUGAUGUCGAGGAUGCGCAACAUCUGCUCCAGGCUAAGCGGUUGGUAAGCCAGCCUUUCCUCCCUGAACUGGGCCGUGAUGUUUGGGACUCUGAGUCUUCCAGCAGUGACAGCAGUGGCAUUAGCAGUUCAGAGAGUCUGGCAGGAACCAGUUCCAUCAGCCAGUCUACAGACCAAAAAGGAAAAUGCAUCCUAACGGAUUCCUGUGGUUCCAGCAGCUCUAGCAAUUGUGCUCACCUAGUUGAAGAGCCGGCCUUCUCCUUGAGUGAAAGUGAUUCCUCUUACAGUCAUAUCAACCGUAUCCUUAGAGAGGCCCACUUCAGCAGCCUGCAAACUCGUGGCCAGCCAGGUCCAACAUGACCAUCCCUGUCUCUUUUAACGCCCAAUUACCCAAAGGCAAAAACGGCAGUGCAUUGGGUCACUGUAUAUCUCCAGCUGUGGCACAUGAGGUUCUCUUUUCUUAGUUUCUUUGGCUUGAUUUUGUUCUUGUCCACUAGCACAUUUCCAAUUCCAUUACUUGCUUGGAGUUUUUUGGUUGUUGUAUUUAUCAUGAUCUCCACUUGGGUGCUAGAGUACAAAAAGAAACCUCAAAUGGCACUUAAUGUUAUGUGCUUGUGAUAUAAUCUUCCCUUAUUCCAUUUACUCAACCAGGCAGAUACACAUGGUGCUAUACACUAAAUGAUUCAGUAAAAGGUCAUGUUUUCUUAAAUGAUGGGGUUGCACAAGGUUCUUUUUGUUAGAUGAAGAUUAAUGAGUAGUGUGGGAAGGGGUGGUGUACGUGGAGAAAUGAUGCAUAUAUAUUUUUUACCCUUUUUGUACUACAGACCUCUGGGAGCAUGUAGUAAGUGUACCUAAGCACACGUGAGUAUUCCUGCAGUCUUUCUGUAGUUGACUGAGGAAUUACUCCACAAUAAUAAUUGCCUGUUGUAGUCUGUUCACAGAAGAUCUGAAGGAUAAUUGUGUUGCCAUAGGUUUUACUGGUCUUUUGACUCUUUCAGGAAGCUUUUGGAGCUCAAUUAUAUCUUGCAUAUUAAAAACUCAGGCUUUAGGAUUUCCUCCAUGUGUGCCAUGAAACCAAACUAAUGGCAAGCUGUUAGUUCUAAUACAGACCUGUGUCGAACAAGUAUGUGGUUUAGGUUUCUAAUUGUAAAUAGAUGAAUAGUACAAGCUAUUAUUUUGCUUUAUCUUAGCAUUUGGAUGUACAAGCUAGUACCACACUGUAAAUGUAGUGCAGUGGGAUUACUGGAUUGUGAAUAUCUUGAAAUACAUGUUAGACUCAGGUCUGUUUUAAAGUAUUUUUUGUAAGGAGGUCUUAGGAAGAAUUCAGACUACUUUUGCACAGUGAAAGUAAACUGAGGUGCUCAUAACUUAAUUUUGACCCAUAAAAUUACUUAAGAGCCUUAAAUGAAACUUGUCUUACUAAGGCCACUGGGUUCCCUGUAAUAAUAGGACUUACAAAUUCCCUAGGAACAGACCACGGAAAUGUUCAGCCCUAAAAUUAGCCUUCUUAACAUAGCACCCACGGCUCCAGUAACACCAUCAGUCAUGAAAAGCAUAGGAUGGUUUUAGUACCUACAGCUUUACAUGUUCAUGAAUACUUUAGCUUUAGCUACAUAUAUACAUUGGCUAUUUUUGUGAUGUAAUAUAUGCAUUUUAUGUGUUUGAUAUGCAGUGGCCUGUGUUCUGUUUAGAAUGACUUCUCACUCACAGAGAAUAAUUUUCAGACAAUGCUUGCAAUUUCUGACCAACCCAAGCUCCACUAACAUUUAGCACGAUUCUGGUGUGAGUAAUAUGUAUUUGACCCGAGGCCAUAAUUGAGUGUCCAGGCGAAAUAUUUGUGUGAGCAUCUGUGCUUCUAUAUGAAGGGCACUGAUACAGCCCUUUACUCAUCAUGCACUAUUAUGAAACACUGUGGUUUGUCCAUGUGAAAGACUAUCAGUUUUUGAGGAUAAUCAUUACAAUUUCUUUCAUGUUUUGUAUGUAGAAUUGUACAUACAACAUAUAGCUAGCACACUUACAAAUUUUGAAUUAUUUUAUGAAAUGGUCCUCUAACAGUACUGAAAAUAAACGUUUUUUUUAAAGUA